AUGUCCUACUACAACGAUCGAACCGACGGCUCCUACGGCCGAGACUCGUACAACCAACCUUCCUCUUACGGGGGUCCACCUCAAGUGCCUCAUCCAUGGGUUGCCGAAUGGGACGACCGUGACGGCCGCUGGUUCUUCGUCAACCGCGAGACCGGAGAGCGGACCUUCCAACACCCGCAGCAAUCCUAUGGAGGAGGCGGUUACGACGAGCGCGGCUACGGGUCUGGUUAUGGAGGACAGGAGCAGGAGCCGGAGAAGAAAUCUCACACUGGUCGAAAUGUGGCGUUGGGCGCAGCUGCAGGACUUCUCGGUGGUGCCCUCUUGAUGCACGAAGGAGAGAAAGUUGAGGAGAAGUGGGACGACGCCAAGUAUGAUGUCGAGAAUGACGUGCGUGAUGGGGUGCAAGAUGUCGAGGACUUUCCAGAGAAUGCCGCCCGCUGGACUGGGGAAAAGGUUCAAGAAGUCGAGGAUAUCCCUCAAGAUAUUGACCGCAAGUGGGACAAUGCGGUGCAGGAUGUUGAGGAUGUGCCCGAAGAUGUUGCCGGCUGGGCCGGUCGAAAGGUCGGGGAUGUCGAGAGAUUUGGUGACAACAUGGACAACGCCUACGACCAAGGCCGUGAUGAUGCCCGAUACGACGACAACAAUUACUAG
Messenger RNA from Fonsecaea nubica, 651 nucleotides. RefSeq lists its product as hypothetical. The transcript is spliced from 3 exons. NCBI's taxonomy places the organism in Eukaryota, Fungi, Ascomycota, Eurotiomycetes, Chaetothyriales, Herpotrichiellaceae. The record is from RefSeq and is a predicted model, not a curated record. Bases 1 to 651 code for a protein of 216 amino acids. Gene Ontology annotation, molecular function: protein binding.